AUGGUCAGCAACAGAAGCUCCACCGUGCUCCUGCCAGGUUCCAGUUUGGGAGCUAGGAACACUCUGGAGAUCUUGCUGGGAGAAUUGUCCAAGGACUUCUUGACUCGCCCUCUAACACGGAAUGAAGCCUGUCUUGUUCUACUACGUGUGGCCGUCUUUGGCGCCACCACCUACUUCGGUAUAAAGUGGGUCUCGGAUGCCCUAGACCCUGCCCAGAAGCAACGAAUGCAGUUGAAGAAAAGAGCAGAAGACCUGAUGAAGCAGAUUGGGAUAGAAAAGCUGAAGCUGACGGAGCACGAGAUGAACAUCGUUGCUCAUUUGGUGGUUCCCAGGGACAUAAAGGUCACCUGGAACGAUGUUGCAGGCUUAGACGAGCUGGUCAGUGAACUUCGAGACGCCGUAAUCUUACCUUUGCAACAGACACGCUUGUUCGAGCGCUCCAAGCUCUGCCAGCCCCCAAAAGGUGUCUUACUGUAUGGACCACCUGGAUGUGGCAAGACUCUUCUUGCCAAAGCAAUGGCCCAGGCAUCUAACUGCAGGUUCAUCAACCUUCAAGCACCCACCUUGAUGGACAAAUGGUAUGGAGAAUCACAGAAACUUACAGCAGCCGUUUUUUCUCUGGCCAUCAAAAUCCAACCCUGCAUAAUUUUCAUUGAUGAAAUAGAUGCCUUUCUUAGGAACCGUUCCAGAACUGACCAUGAAGCCACAGCUAUGAUGAAAGCAGAAUUCAUGAGCCUUUGGGAUGGGCUACAGACAGCGUCUGAUUGCCAGGUGAUGGUGCUGGGAGCCACCAACAGGCCUCAAGAUGUGGACCCAGCCAUCCUGAGGAGAAUGCCAACCGCUUUUCAUAUUGCACUUCCUACCCAAAGGCAAAGACAAGAAAUCCUGAAGCUAAUUCUGGCUGGAGAAAAUAUGAGCAACGCCGUGAACCUGAAGGAGCUGGCAGAGAAAACACGCGGCUACUCGGGCAGUGACCUGUGGGAAUUGUGCCGGGACGCGGCCACGUAUCGCGUGCGCGACUACGUCCGGAAACAACAAAUGAGGCAGAUAGCCCACCUGCUCCACCACAGAGGGAGUGUAGAAGAAACGGACUUGGAAGAAAAUCCCUUGAGGCCACUUACUCAGCUUGACCUGCUGCUCGCCCUGGAAAAGAUGAAAGAGUCCAGAGGAGCCACGAACAGAAACAUACUCCUCACUCAGGGUUUGACUCUGGGUGGACACAAAUGCUUGGUCAUACGAGACAAUCUGUAUACCGAUGCCCAACAGCAUACCAUGGACCUCCGAACCAAGGUCUACCAUGGGGACAAGAAGGACAACUGCACCCAUGCCAUCGCUGUGGUCUUGGUUAAUCCGGUUUGCCUAAUCCUCAUUGGGAUGCAGGGAAUUCAGGGAGGGACACUGAAUCUGAAAGCUUUCCAGAUAGCAAAGUGCAUCGAAGAGCAUUUACGCCAAUAAAUACGCAACAAGCUUCUACCGUCAGGUCAGCUACGGGCUUCUCUUUUAUUAGUCCAGCUUGCAAAGGAUGACAUUUUUCUUUCCGUCCUGUUGAAGAGCGUGCAGGAGAAGUGGAUCCUGGUCACUUCUAAGGAUGUCCAAGUCCAGUGGGACUGAUGUUUCAGAUCUGAUAAUCUUGAACUUCAUCUUUGAAUGAGUACUUCAGAAUAAGCUUCCGUCUACAGCUCCUGGGGGCAAUAGUAGCUCUCUGGAAGGUCCGACCAAUGACUGGAUGACAUUUGAGUCUUUCCAAGAACGUCUCAAAUCCGCUCACCUGUCAUCCUCAGCGAUCCUGUUUCCUAGAAGCCACCCUGGAUUUACUCAACAGAUCUUCUAGUCCUGCUCAUGUACAGUACACAAACAC
Pseudonaja textilis is the source of this 1858-nucleotide messenger RNA. The record is from RefSeq and is a predicted model, not a curated record. NCBI's taxonomy places the organism in Eukaryota, Metazoa, Chordata, Lepidosauria, Squamata, Elapidae.